CCCGUCUUGGACCCGGUCGUGGAGGGGGAAGCUCUGAGCUGCUGCUGAUUAUGACAGCCUCGCCGCCUGCCUCUGCUCGACUCCGAUUCUGCGCACAGCCAGCCCCAAAGCCUGUCAUUCUGCAAAACAGUUUACUCAACAGAGAGAGCGAGUGGGGGAGCGGUGGAGAGAAGGAAACGGCGCAAAGGAACCCAGUCCCGCAACCCAGCAUGGCUUCAGGGGACCUUUACGAGGUAGAGAGGAUUGUAGACAAAAGGAAGAACAAGAAGGGCAAAUGGGAGUAUCUCAUCAGGUGGAAAGGCUACGGAAGCAAUGAAGACACCUGGGAACCUGAACAUCAUCUACUACAUUGUGAGGAAUUUAUUGAUGAGUUCAAUGUACUACAUGUUACUAGAGAAAAGCGAUCAAGACAUGGGAAACAGGGCAGCACUCAAAAAUUUUUAGAGGAAAGCCGAGGGUCAUCUCUUGAGAAAAUAUCACAUAGACCUUCUGAAACUGGGAAGUCUAAAGGGUCAACACACAAAAGGAAGAGUAUUAAUCCAUCUCUUCAAAAACAGAAAAGAGGAUACACAGCAAAGCCAGCAUCUGCUAAUGCCAGGGCUGCUAAAACUGUGACUUACCGAACUACUCCCAGUGGUUUACAGAUUAUGCCACUGAAAAAGCCACAUAAUGGUCUGCAGAAUGGAGAUGGCAGUCAUGAAAAGGAUUCUAGAUAUUUUGGGAAUGUCUCACAACAGCAAAAUGUGGAUUUAAAUGAUCAUGAAGGAGAACAAAAUUUGCCCAGCAUGUUGGAAGUUAGUAACAAUUCACCUGUUGUGAAUGGAAUUGGUUCUUCUCUGGCCAAUGGAAGCUUGAAUCUGCACAGCACUGUGAAAAGGAAACUAGAGAGGGAGAAAGAUUAUGUCUUCGAUAAGAGACUAAGGUACAGCGUGCGUCAAAACGAAAGUAACUGCCGGUUCAGGGACAUUGUAGUCCGGAAAGAAGAUGGUUUCACACAUAUUUUGCUGUCGAGUCAGACUUCAGAUAACAAUGCACUGACCCCAGAGAUCAUGAAGGAAGUUCGGAGAGCGUUGUGCAAUGCAUCAGCUGAUGACAGUAAACUCUUAUUUCUCAGCGCAGUGGGAAGUGUGUUCUGUAGUGGCCUAGAUUACUCAUAUUUAAUUGGCAGGUUGUCCAAUGACAGAAGAAAGGAAAGCACUAGGAUUGCAGAAGCUAUAAGGGAUUUUGUAAAAGCUUUUAUUCAGUUUAAGAAGCCCAUUGUGGUUGCUAUCAACGGCCCUGCUCUUGGGUUAGGAGCUUCUAUUUUGCCACUAUGUGAUAUCGUUUGGGCAAGUGAGAAGGCAUGGUUUCAGACACCAUAUGCAACAAUCCGACUCACUCCAGAUGGCUGCUCAUCAUACACAUUCCCACAAAUUCUGGGGGUUGCACUGGCCAAUGAAAUGUUGUUCUGUGGGAGAAAGCUGACAGCGCAGGAAGCCUGCAGCAGAGGAUUAGUGUCGCAAGUAUUUUGGCCAACAACAUUUAGUCAAGAAGUGAUGCUACGAGUGAAAGAAAUGGCAUCCUGCAGUGCAGUGGUAUUGGAAGAGUCCAAAUGUCUCAUGCGGAGCUUCCUGAAAUCUGGACUUGAAGAUGUGAAUGAGAAAGAGUGUCAGAUGUUAAAACAGCUGUGGAGUUCUUCAAAAGGACUAGAUUCGUUAUUCAGCUACUUGCAAGACAGAAUAUAUGAAGUCUGAUGUCUUGGCCUAAAUUAAAGAGAAAACGUUCCAUUUGUGAACGGAGUCAAACAUUGCCUGUGUUUGAAAAGCAGAGGCAAUUCAUCAAUGAGGAAUUUGUGACAGUGUAUCCUAAUACAUAUGGUUGUGUCCUUAUUGUGUCACAUUUCCUUGUGAGCUAUACAGCUGCUUGUAUCUGGUCUGAUUUUGUGUAACCGAGAUGUAGGCAGGCUUGUUCAGUGCACAUAAUCUCUAGAGAGGGCUUCAUCUUUCAUAUUGCUCAUCCUGAUAAAAGCAUACAUUCCAUGUGCUGAGAAACACCAUUGAGGCCCAAUAAGGCACCCCACCUGAAGGGGACCUACGAGGAUGCUGGGGAGGGACUCUUCAUUAGAGACUGUAGAGAUAGGGCAAGGGGCAAUGGGUUCAAACUAAAACAAGGGAAGUUCAGGUUCUAUAUAAGGAAGAAGUUCUUUACUGUGAGUGUAGUGAGGCAGUUGAAUGGGUUGCCCAAAGUGGUAAAUGCUCCAUCCCUGUCAGUGUUCAAGGCCAGGUUGGACAGAGACUUGGGUGAAAUGGUCUAAUAUGAGGCAACCCUGCCUAUGGCAGGGGCAUUGGAACUAGAUGACCUUAAGGUCCUUUCCAACCCUAACAAUUUUAUGAUUCUGCAAUUUAUUUUGUCUGUCCUUCUUAACUUAUUCUUGCUGUUGCCACACGUCUGGGCUGACACAGAGGGCUCAAUUGAAAAACUGGGUCAGCACAAUAUUUUGCAGACCAAAACACCAUGCUUUAGAAAUAUUUUAAGGUUUUUUUUCUGUGUCCUAACAGUGUAAUGAAAAAAUCUGAUAAUUGACAUGUAUAAUAUGUAUUUAAUUUUACAAAAAAUACUAGGAUUUUUUUCUUUGUUGAAUUUAUUUAACUUAUUUGUUUUGUGUUCAUGUUCAGCUGUUUAUUGAUCACAGAUCUUAUUUCCAUACUACCCUUGACUGAAUUAAUGGCAUCACAUGAGAAUGCAAGCACAUUUUUAGCAGCAAAUUGCAUAGUAAAAUUAAGACUAUAUAGAAAACACACAGAAUGCUGUGGGAAGUAAAAGAAACAGCCACAUGCAUGUUCCUGUGUGUUAUACUGAACAAAAAAAUGUAUGGAAUAGAUUCAUUUUCCAGGGGUAAGGGGAAAAAAAUGUAGAUUCUGAAACAGUGAGUCCCCCUUAAGUCUCUCUUCACUUUCUGCCUUCGUGAGGAGCAUUUAAGGGUUUGCCAAGAAGAUGCUUUAUUUAAGUUUAUUAUAUUCCUGUUAGUCGGAUUUCAGUAACAGGGUGAGUGGUGCUGUUAUGUGGCAUCUUACUGUUUUUCAGGUUUAAACAACCCCUUUUGGUCUGAAGUCUAAUUGCAACUUAUGACCCUUAGUCUAGUUGCCUGAUUCCUCAGGUGUAAGAUAAUUUCCUCUCUGGAGGCCUUUAGGUGUAGGCCAGCAGUUUAUACAAGGUGCUUGGUAUUGAACCAAGUGGAGGGAGCUGUUUUGUUUUGCUUUACCCAGCUCUUCAUAUCUGGCCACCCCACCAUCUGGUACAAGAACUUAAGGCAUAAAAGCAAUCCACAGUAAAUGACAAAAAUCCAAUCUGCUAUUUUAGAAUGUGAUCCUAGUACUUUUCAGUGAUACUGACUGAGACUCCUGAACACUGGAUCUCUCAGUUCUUUCUUGCUAGUGAAGCAAUUAAUAUGGAACUAACACAAGCAUGCUCUGUGACUUCCCCUGCCGUUGCAGUGUGCCCAAACCAGCACCUCUUGAAACAGAAGCUUUGCACAUUUGUUUGCUUUGUGAUUUGUGCACUUGCCCUCCAUCCUUCAGCUCGGUGACUUGUUUAUGGUUUAAACCUCUGCAAAUGAAGCUCCUAGGUUUUCUCCCUCCUGGCAUUUCCAUGAAGAGUUUCAGGCCUUUGUAAAGUUAACAAACAGGUGAUUACAACACACUAAUAUAACAUUCUUUUUCCUCAAAUAAUUAGAAGUGCUGUUUCUAUAGCCUAACUGUACCACUGAAUUUUAAGGAAAUCUGUACCUUAAAUGCAGAAGUUCUCAUGGAAAUUCUUCAUUAAAAAGACAAAAUCUGUUUUCUAAUUGGCCUGUUUUAAUGGUUUUCACAAAAACAUUAUCAGAACAAGUAACUUACUUUUAAAUGUCUGAAUUAGAGCUCUUUCAAUAACUAUUUGAAGUGUUGGAUGCACCACUUGUUUUAUACUAAUACUUUCUUAUUUCCACAACCUGCCAGCGAGGCCACGUAGCGCAGGGACGUGGCUGGAUCAAGGCCAAGGGACCCCCUACUCUGCCGCUGUGUGCACAUGUGUCACCUGGAUGGAAUUAAAUGAGAGGAGCUGCUCAAAUGCAAACCACUCACAUGGGGAGUGUUUGCACAGUCAGGCCUCUAGCAUAUGACUUCAGAAAAAAAAAAAGGAAUGGAAAGUACCAUGAUUGCUCAAUUUCCUUUAUUUAAUUUAUUCCCAUUCAGAGAGCCAUAACUCCUAGUCAUGUGAUAAUAAGAUAUUAGGAAGCUUAUUUCAAUACUAUGCUUGGGGUUUGCAGAUAGAGAAAUUGCUCAGCAAUGUGAAAGUAUGCUUUCCAGAUAAGAUUUUCAAAGAAUCGUAAGUUCUUAGAACUUUAAACUGCGUCAUUUCAUCUGAAUUUUCAGAUAUCUGUAUCUUAGCAUUUUUUAUGACAAAGGAAUGGUUGAAAUACAUUUUCUAUAAUUAAUUUUCCAUUAACGCAUAGUUAACAUCUUUAAUUAUUCAUGCCUAUGCAGACACAAUCUAGUUUUCAUGGAAUCUAUUGUCGUCUCCAAAAAGAAUAAUAACAAUUUCAAAAGCUUCUUUUCACGUAUUUAAAGAUCAGAAAUCAAUUUUCUCUUAUGCUUCUGUCCUGACUAGAUAUUCAGAUAUCUAGAUGUACUGUACAUAUUAGUCUGGGUACCUUUACUUAUAUUCACAGUAUUUCAGAUUAUAAAUGCAAUUUGUUGUUAAGUAUGUUAUUUUAUUCUUGUGUAAAUGGCUUUUUACAAUCUUUAAAAAUCUACAGUUUUGUAUUUGUAUAUAUUAAAGGUAAGCAAUUUAUUUUGUGUUGUCCUGCAUGUAGUUUUGCUGUAGAUAACUGUUGCUUAGGUUACUAUUUCAGUACUUUUUGGUUUAAAUGAAUAAGCUUACAAACUGUAAUACAGUAUAUAUUUUCAGAAUAUAAACUUUUAUAUUUCUGUGGUAGGUUAGGGUAUGUGUUUUAGGCAAUUUUUUUCACUAAUAUUAGCUGUUCUUUUAAUCUCUAAUAUAAUGGGUUUGUGCCAAUAGUUUUUCAUUAGAAUAAAAUGCUAUUUUAAUGGUAGGGAUAAACAAACAAUUUUGGUUGGGGUUUGUUUUAUUUCAUUUAGCUUUGGGUUUUUUUAUUAUUUUGCCAGCCUUUACAGUUUUAAAUGUAAUUUAUAAAUAUAUUGCAUUUGUGAAUAAGCCUUACCAUUAGGUACAAGAAAUCCUUAAAGCUACAUAAUUACUUAUGCUGUGCUAAGGACUUCCCCACAUAAUUGCUGUAAGAGAGUUAGCAAAUCAGAGUACGGGGCCUUAAUUUUUUCUUGUGAAAAGUGCAAUACGGGUUCUUUUGAACAACAUAGGUAGACUUGUCAGCAUGGACUUUGUUAUAUAAAACUGUGCAUUUAUGCUCCCAACCGUAGUAGUUUAUCUCAAGCUUUAUAUGGCUGAGUCUAUAAAAGUCAAAUCUGGCUAAAGCCAGCACUCUUUAGGAGACACUAAAGAAUUUUAUAUAAGAGACUUACAGACAAUCUUAUAAUACGUUUGGGUACUCGGUAUCCUAGAUGUGCCAUCUGUGUAUUCCCAAUUAACCAUCUGUUUUAAGCCAUAUUAAAUCUCUUUACUGCUACUUUAAAUACUACACUGAGCGGCAUUCACUAUCUUGCUUACUCACAGACAGGAUUUCAGUUUUUAGUGAAUAAAAAUAUUACGUCUUCCAUAAAAAAAAGGACCAAAGAAAGAAUUGCAUUAUUCUAAAAAAGCAUUAGUUCCUUUGCCAGUGAACUAGUUUGACAUUUGUACUGAAGAUCAGUCUUCCUGCUACAAACACUGCAUUCUCAUCCACGACAAGCAUAAGGGGAAAAGAUGUAUCCACUGACUUAUUGGGAAAGAAGUGACGUCCAGCUAGGAUGGCAUGUCUAUUGGUAAGGCUUAUUACCAAACCUCUGAGAUGAAGCAAAGAACCAGAAAUUCGCAAAUUAUGUCAAUGUAAAUUUUUUCUCAGAACUCGCACAAAGAAUUAAUCAUAGACCUUUGCAAAUUAGGACCUUAAGUUAUUUUGUCAAAAUGCCAUUGAACAGACUAAAACAGUUUCUAAUAUUUUUAAUAAUGAGUACAUAUUAUAAUAUUAUGAGGGUACAGGCACCCCUAUGUCACAGUGUUGUAAAUAUUUUCUGAUAAUGGUACAGUACUGAGGGACUUGUAUCUUCUGAUGUAUCAAAUACUGUCUAGAUCAAAUUGUACACAAUUUAUUUAUUGAUGGCCCUGUAACUAGUGUAUGGACACAUUUCUGGGUGCCUUAGCAGUUGUAUUUUUCAUGUGUGUUAAUAUGCAGUAUUUAUAUAUUGUGAGAAGCUGCUUUGAAUAAAAACAUUGAAACUUCAUUUCAGUGAAGUGAUCUUCAGUUUUACAGAGUCAGUAUGAAU
Messenger RNA from Pezoporus flaviventris, 6416 nucleotides. Its product is annotated as chromodomain Y-like protein 2. Gene Ontology annotation, cellular component: nucleus. The record is from RefSeq and is a predicted model, not a curated record. The transcript is spliced from 7 exons. Lineage: Eukaryota; Metazoa; Chordata; Aves; Psittaciformes; Psittacidae. Gene Ontology annotation, molecular function: transcription corepressor activity. Bases 51 to 1733 code for a protein of 560 amino acids.